AUGGAUGGGAAUUUUUCUUACGUCAAUGUUUCAAUUCAACAGGCUUCAAUAUCCGUUCUUAAAAAGCCCUCGGGAAUUUCCUCGCUGGAUGAAAAACGCUCGGAUGUCUGCACAUUGAUUCCUUGGAGAGCCGGUAGGUGCCUGGCGUGGGAACGGUACGUGCACAUAACCAGCAAGGAAAUUGGUUUGGCCGCAACCAGGGCAUUGGAUAAAAAGAUUAAAAAAUAUGAUGGUGCUCUGCCCCCUCAAUGGAUUUUUUAUCUGUUUGCAUCGAGGUUCUUGGCCCGAUGGACAACAACACUUCCAAAUUUUUUAAAAAUAUUUGCAAAAUCAUGUGUCAAAUCCGAUGACAGCAGAGAGCUAUUUUUCGCCAUGAAUCAUAUCUCUUGUUUGCUGCAAAAGUUCUUGCGCGUCUGUGUUACCGAAAAUGUUCAAUUAAACGCCGACGUGAGCGAAUGA
This is a messenger RNA of Helobdella robusta, 459 nucleotides long. RefSeq lists its product as hypothetical. Lineage: Eukaryota; Metazoa; Annelida; Clitellata; Rhynchobdellida; Glossiphoniidae. The transcript has 2 exons. The record is from RefSeq and is a predicted model, not a curated record. The coding region runs from base 1 to 459 and encodes 152 amino acids.